Molecule: messenger RNA, 7002 nt
Organism: Puntigrus tetrazona (Sumatra barb)
Lineage: Eukaryota; Metazoa; Chordata; Actinopteri; Cypriniformes; Cyprinidae
Product: disabled homolog 2-interacting protein-like
Exons: 16
Coding region: 283-3855 (1190 amino acids)
Biological process (GO): regulation of GTPase activity
Source: RefSeq, a predicted model, not a curated record
ACUUAGAGACGGAGUGUAUGUUAGAGUGUGAGCAUGUGGCGCUGAAGAGCUUUUUGAGCUUUCACCCUCUCUGUGAGAAAUCAAGCAACAGAGAGAGAGAGAGAGAGACAUAGAAAGCAAACUUUCUCUCCUACACUUGGACUUUUCCCAGACUUGAGUGCUGGAAUUGAUUUCCUCUGAUACUGGAUGUCACUUCGCAACUGUGGAGUUUAUGCACAGAAGAGAUCUCUAAAGUUUUGUUGACUGAGCGUGUGUGUGUGACAGGAGCGUGCUAUAGGAGCUAUGUCAGGUGUUACACGGAAAGGUUCUGGGAGACCAGGUUAUUACUACAGACUCCUGGGUCGAACGAGGCUACAGAGACAGCGCAGCCGCUCCAGGAGUAGAAGCAGAGCCACAAACAAUAGGGACUCUCCACCUGAGAAAACAGGGCGGAGACGUAGCAUGCCAGGCUCCGCCCCUGACAAACCCCCGCCCGCAAUGGAGCCCACUGCCGCCGCUGCUACACCCUUCAGAGUCACAGGGUUUUUGAGUCGCAGGUUAAAGGGCUCGAUAAAGCGGACUAAGAGUCAGCCUAAACUGGACAGGAACAGCAGUUUCAGACACAUCCUGCCAGGCUUCAGACCAGUGGACAACGACAGGUCUCAUCUGAUGCCCAGGCUGAAGGAGUCGCGUUCUCACGAGUCUUUGCUCAGUCCCAGCAGUGCAGUAGAAGCUCUGGACCUCAGCAUGGAGGAGGAGGUCCUUAUUAAACCAGUGCACAGCUCCAUCCUCGGGCAAGAUUACUGCUUUGAGGUGAGCACCUCCACAGGUAGUAAGUGCUUUUCCUGUCGCUCAGCCGCAGAGAGAGACAAAUGGAUGGAGAACCUGCGACGGGCCAUCCACCCCAAUAAGGACAACAGUCGGCGGGUGGAGAAUACGCUCCAGCUGUGGAUCAUCGAAGCUAAGGACCUUCCGGCCAAGAAAAAGUACUUCUGCGAGCUCUGCUUGGACGACGGCCUCUAUGCCCGCACCACCUGCAAGCUGAAGACAGAUAACGUCUUCUGGGGUGAACACUUUGAGUUCAAUAACCUCCCCGCGGUCCAGAACAUCACCGUCCACCUCUACAGGGACUCGGAUAAGAAGAAGAAAAAGGACAAGAACAACUACGUGGGUCUGGUGAGCAUUCCAGUGGUGAAUGUCACGAGCAGGCAGCUGGUCGAGAAGUGGUACCCGGUUAGCCAACCCAAUCCAGGGAAAGGGAAAACGGCUGGCCCCAUGGUCCGCAUCAAGGCCCGGUACCAGAGCAUGAACAUCCUGCCCAUGGAGCUCUACAAAGAGUUUGCAGAGUACACCACCAACAACUACAUGCUGCUCUGCUCUGUGCUGGAGCCGGUCAUCAGCGUCAAGAACAAGGAGGAGAUGGCCUGUGCUCUGGUGCACAUCUUACAGAGCACCGGCAAAGCAAAGGACUUUCUGACAGAUCUGAUGAUGUCUGAGGUGGAUCGGUGCGGAGACAAUGAGCAUCUCAUUUUCCGUGAGAACACACUGGCUACUAAAGCUAUAGAGGAGUACCUGAAACUAGUGGGACAGAAGUACCUCCAGGAUGCUUUAGGUGAGUUCAUCAAAGCCCUGUAUGAGUCAGACGAGAACUGCGAGGUGGAUCCUUCUAAGUGUUCUUCCAGUGACCUGCAUGAGCACCAGAGCAACCUCAAGAUGUGCUGUGAGCUGGCUUUCUGCAAGAUCAUCAAUUCUUACUGCGUGUUUCCUCGGGAGCUCAAGGAAGUGUUUGCAUCCUGGAGGCAGGAGUGCAGUAACCGAGGACGACCGGACAUCAGCGAACGACUGAUCAGCGCAUCUCUUUUUCUGCGCUUCCUGUGUCCUGCCAUCAUGUCGCCCUCGCUCUUCAGCCUCAUGCAGGAAUAUCCAGACGACCGCACCGCCAGGACACUUACACUUAUCGCCAAAGUGACACAAAACCUCGCCAAUUUCACCAAGUUUGGCAGCAAGGAGGAGUACAUGUCCUUCAUGAAUCAAUUUUUGGAGCACGAAUGGACCAACAUGCAGCGCUUCCUGCUGGAGAUCUCCAACCCGGAGACCAUCUCAAACACAGCAGGCUUCGAGGGUUAUGUUGACCUGGGCCGUGAACUAUCCACUCUCCAUUCCCUCCUCUCAGAAGCCGUCUCACAACUCGACCAGAGCACUAUCACUAAGCUGGGUCCUUUAGCACGGAUCCUGCGGGACGUGAAUUCGGCCCUGACGAAUCCCACCGGAGCCCCCAUGUCAUCUCCCACCGAGCGUGUGGGCUCCCCAACUCUACCCAGCAGCAGUCUGUCUACCGGUCUGCAGAAGAUGGUCAUGGACAGUGAGAUAACAGGGUUGGUGGAUUUCACUCGGCUGCCAUCACCGACCCCCGAAAACAAGGAUCUGUUUUUCGUCACAAAGAAUUCUGUGAUCCAGCCAUCACCCGCCCGCAGCUCCAGUUACUCGGAGGCCAACGAGCCAGAUGUUCAGAUCCCCAACGGCAGCAAGAGCUUGUCAAUGGUGGACCUGCAGGACAAUCGUUCUCUCGAGAGCGCUCCCAACACGUCCUUCAGCGACCCCAUCAAUGACAGCCAGACCUCCGUGGGCCAGGGCACAGGAGUGUGGACCACCCGCACCAUUAAGGGCAACACUCCCAGCGGCCCGACCCUGAGGAGGGCAGGUCAGACCCCCACCACACCGAGCACAGAAACCGCCCCGGGGAGAUCCCAGCUGCUCGCCCCGCUCUCCUUCCAGAACCCUGUGUACCAGAUGGCUGCCGGACUGCCCCGUGCGGUGGCCGAUUCUGGAUCUGAAUGCCAGAGCUCCAUCAGCUCCCAGAGUAACGCAGAGGACGCAGCUACCGUGGGGUCAAAGCACCCGUUCCUGAGCCAGUCCAGCACGGGGGCCAGCGGCGGAGGGGGCAGCAGCGGGGACGAGUUCAUCCGGUGUUCUGGAGAGUUCAGCCGUAGACAGCUGUCCCUCACCGAGCCCCAACACCAAGCCAACGUACCGCGGCAGAACAGCGCAGGGCCGCAGCGCCGGAUAGAUCAGCCGCCUCCAGCCGUCACGAGGGGCCGUACUCCACCCAACAUGCUCAACACCACACCAUACCCCCGGCCCUCCAGUGGGAGUAUGAUGUCAUCAUCUCCUGAUUGGCCAAGCAGCGGCACCAGACUGAGGCAGCAGUCGUCCUCCUCCAAAGGGGACAGUCCAGAAUCCAAGCAGCGCACCCUACACAAACAAGCUCCAUCUCCUGUGAAUCCCAAUGCAUUGGACCGCACUGCUGCAUGGCUGCUGAAUAUGAAUGUGCAAUAUUUGGAGCAGGAGGGAACUGACCCAGAUACGAAACACCGGGAGGACUUUCCAAACAAGGAGGAUCUCACACCAACUGAAAAGUAUCAGCAGGAGAUUGCCGUCCUGCAGGAGAAGCUGCGUAUUUCCGCUAAGAAGCUGGAGGAGUAUGAAUCUCGCAUGAAGAACCAGGACGACCAAACCCAGAAGAUGCUCCUGGAGUACCAGGCCCGGCUCGAGGACACGGAGGAGCGGUUACGCAAGCAGCAGGAUGAGAAAGAGCACCAGAUGAAAAGCAUCAUCACCAGGUUGAUGUCAGUUGAAGAGGAGUUGAAGAAAGAUCACUCAGAUAUGCAGGCAAUUGUAGACUCCAAACAGAAAAUCAUCGAAGCCCAGGAGAAGAGAAUCGCGUCCCUGGACGCUGCGAACGCCCGGCUAAUGAGCGCUCUGUCUCAGCUGAAGGAUCGCUACAGCAUGCAGACGAGGAACGGCAUCUCUCCCACCAACCCCACCAAGCUGCAGAUCACGGAAAACGGUGAAUUUCGGAACAGCAGCAACUGCUAGCAUGGACACAAAACACACAACACGGGCCUGAAGGUCUAGCUGCGGACAAGGGCUAUGGGUAACUCUCUUACAGUAAGGCGGGGGUUCAGUCGACUAGCACUGGGUGGAAAAUCACUCUCGGGAACGAAUCGGAUAGAGUUGCACAAUGUUGUUUUUUUUCCUCACUUGGUAUAUAAAGGCUUAACGUGUCUCCUUUCAGAUUAUCAGCUACGCUUCAUUCAUAGCCCUUGUCACGGAUUCUUUAUCGCCUCUAGAUUCGAGCUGCGCGCACCUGGCAUGAUAACAGUGUAACUAUUUGUCGAAAUAAUCAUUUUUAUUGUGUACGCUUCGCGCGAACGUCGUUUUAUACCGUUUUUGUUUGCUCGCGUCGCUCGGCCGGCGGCAGCGCGAACCGCUCGCGUUUUUGUUUAGUAAGUCUGAGGAGAGGACUUUUUAAGCAUCGCGUUUCUUUGCAUACUUUUUUUGUACGUUCAUAACAUUUUAGUCUAUACCCAGGCGACGCGCCUCGUUAAUGUAUAUAGUUUUUUUUUAUGGGCUUUUCAGAGAAAAGAGGUUUUCUUUUUCUUUUCUUUUUUGGUACAGUGUGUAUUUCCUGUGCUGAGGUCUGCUGUACUUUAUUUAGAAGCUAAACGAAAGAAAACAAUGUAAGCUCUGAUUGUAUAUUCAGGUGCUGCUUCUAGACAGGGCAAAGACGACGACACACCACUUUAACCCCUCCACUAUCGACGCCGUGGACAGAAACGUCCCCAUACUGCUUGCCGUUGGCCAGUAUACCCAACAUCGUACCUACAGCACAGUCGGUGUGUGCCCCCCUACGAUGUCUUUCUUCCACUCUAUGCACUUUCUAUAGCAUUAGAAUGGACCCUUUAACCAAAACCUGCUUCUGUGGACUUGUUAUAAAGGCUAUUCAGAGCAGCAAGUACAAAGCAUAUAGCAUUCAGCGCUCGAGUUGAUGUGUGAAGGGUACGUGGCUGGUUUUUUACUUAAAGGUUGUGAUGUUUUCUGCUCUUCAGAUGCGGUUUGCAUCAAACGAGCGGCACGGCAAUAGUUGCAUCAACCCCGCUGCUGACAGACCCUUUGCUCCGGUAUCGGGGCGAACCUGUUUUAGCUUCACUGAUCUUUAUUCAAAUCAGGUUCGUGGAGAAGAGUUUGAAGACUGUCAGUGUUUCUUCACGUACAAAUAUUCACAUCAGUUUAUUCGGGACAAUAAUUUUGGUAAAACUGCAAGGGCAAACCACUUUGUGCAUAAACGUCAUAUCAGGCAUCUGAUUUUUUUAGCAUUCUCUGUAUUUUCUCGAUUUUUUUUUUUAUUUAAUCAUACAAGCUCGAGAGAAAGUAUGCUUUGUUUAACCGUUGUUGGGUUUUUUUGGAAUUUGUUUUUUUAAUUUAUGUUUUAAAUUGUGUUUCGUUAAUUUAUUUAUUCACCUGUAUUGGUUGUUUUAACCCCAAAAUGAAGAGUCCUUGUUGAAGUUCGAAUGCUGAGUGUGAACAGAAUAUUUUCCCAUUUCAUAGUUUUAACGUAAUGUACAGGUCCUGUAACGUAACGCCCACCUGGAGGGCAAAACACGGCUUUCUGCCACUGACCGCAAGUAUAGUAAUACACCACGAACAGCAUCAUCAACGGGGUGUAUAUUGCUUUAGAUAUUUUCAUAUCGCUCUUUUAAUAGACAAAAGGUACUUUAAGUGUUUUCACAUUAAAUAUUUUUGAAUGUCCUGAUGUUUUUAGUGAUUGAAAUAUUGCAAAUAAUGGCUAAAACCUGCAUGUUUUUCCCACAUUUAUUUAUUUUUAUCUAAAUAUUUAUGGCUUGAAUGGAAAAUCAACAGGUUUGUGCUGCAGUUUCACGGAUGUUUUGCCCUCCAGGUCCGCCGAGCCAGUCACGUGACUGAAAACUAUGAAUUGUGACGCACAUCCGGGUGAAAUGUCUUCUUGAACGAGAGAGAAAAAAUAAAUAAAAAUAGAACUGGACUUUUGUUGACAGGGAAUUGAGUGCGUUGUCGGAUUGUUUGCUAAUUGUUGCGAUCAGAGCCGGGAAGAAAAGAGGGGGUGAGCGCACGAGGACGCAUGAAUUAAUAAUAUCAAUAAUGAAUCAUUUAUAGUAAACGCUGCAAUAUUUCAUUAAAAAAUCAUUUUGGUCUCACGGUGACGUUACAUUUCUUUAAAGUUGAAGUUUUUUUUUGGGAUGCUACUAUACCGCUGGUGUGAAGGAAGAACUGUGUUUAUUAGGUUUUGAGAAACCUGUCCGAAAACACUUUUUCCGGUUGCGGCUGGUUAGGCUCGUGAUGCAGAAAUGACGUUACUUUUAAAUCUUAAAGCGAGUUCUCAUUAAACCGCUAAUUUUCACAGGCGACAUCCAAUCGUUACAAAAGCAAUCAGUAAUCUCGCAGAUUUAUCCCAAACAGUUCAGCUUGAUUACGUGAAUUUGACAAAGCUGCUUCUGUGUGAGUUGGCCUAGGUUUUGCGCAUCACAGUAUUACAAUAUAACCUUUUUUUUUAUUUGCCCGUGAACGUCUGAUAAUAUGGCCACAUCUUUACACCGACCUCUAAAUACAGAAAACAAGCAAACGAAACACGCUGACUUCCUGUAACAUAACCAUUUAAAGGCAAUAGUACGGCACAUCAAAACACUUUAACUAUGUUUUAACUCCCUUAAUUGCGUUUUUUUGAAAGUCAAAGGGCUGCUGCUGAGUCUCACUUCAAUUUAAAGGAAGACAGCUUUUUUUUCUCGUUUGGCAUGAUUAUGUAUGAAAACCACGUUAAAGCUCCACGGUGUUUUCUGCUUUACCUCUACACCAUGUACGUUUCAGAGCUGACCGUUUCGCCACGUGUACAUACAUGAACAGGAGACCGAUACACGAGAAGUCAUUUGUGUUGAAGAAAAUGUUCAGUGCAAUUCAUGUACAAUUGCCUCUAGAAUUAUUAAAGUUUUAUUUAGCUAUUUCAAGGUUCUUACUUUUAUUUGUUAGUUUCCUGUACAGUCCAAGAAAAAUACUGUUGUUGAGGAAAAAAAAAAAAAAGAUAUAUUGUUUCACCUGUGUAAAGUUAAGUAAAAAUGCUAUGGACAGAAUGUAUAUAUCCAUGUAGAAUGCCAUUGUCAAGAUGGGUGCACUUCAGUGAGUGCCGUUCAAAAUAAAAGCAAAGUAUUUGUC